UCUUUUUUUCCUUUUUGUAUCAUGAUGCUCCUCUUCUUCUUCUUCUUCUUCCUCAGUUACAACGGCACCGGAGACUUCGAUGAAACGAUCGUCGCCGUCGAGGUCGUCCAUUAUGAGUACGAUGCGGCGUUCCUCGAAUCAGCUGCCGGUGACCGAACAUCGAAACAGUCGGUUCGGUUUUCCCUGAUUUCCCACCGAGACUACCCGUCACUAGAUCCUCGUUCUCAAGGGCGCCGCCAUUUGUGCGAUUGCGAAUGGCGAGAGGAUUAAUAAAACAAGGGGCUCAGAGUCCAGUAAAUAUGAAAGGCCCAUCAGGAUCCAAAGGAAGAAUUCAAAACAUGUGUUACUACUACUCUCUCUCUGAUCAUCGCGCCAAACUCAAACGCAGAGAAGCAGUUACAUUUUCGAAUCUUCUGCUCCUCCAAGAUCGAUUUGCUUUUCCGAAAUGAAGAACCGUGAAAUUGAACCAUCGCUAGGUCUGCCGGCGCCGGAACAAAUAGCGCCACCACCGCUAGCUCUUCCCUUCUUGAGGAGCUGCUCAAUUCGCAUUUUUGUUCCUUCUGUUCCGGGAUGGAGAAUCCUGAUUUUGAACCAUUAGUAGAUCUGCCGGUGCCGGAACAAGUAGCACCACCGCCUAAUUCUUCGAUCACCAGUCGCGCUUCGCUUCCCGGCACCACCGCGACCGCUCGCUCUUCCCUUCUUAAGGAGUUGCAGAACCUCUGGAUCGAUAUUGGUGAAAGUUACAAUGAGAGAGUUAAGAUGACGCUAGAACUUGAGCAGGAAUGUCUGGAUAUAUACACUAAGAAGGUUGAGGAAACUCGCAAGUACAGAGCUGAGUUACAGCGUUCGUUAGCUGAAGCCGAAGCUGAAGUUACCAGCCUCACGUCUGCACUUGGUGAACAAGUUUCGUUUUCAUGGAAAGCAGGCUCUCUAAAGCAUCGCAUCUCUACUAUAAAGCCUGUAUUGGAAGAUCUGCGGAUGAAGAAAGAUCUAAUAUGGAAAGAAUUCUCUGGGAUACUGACACAAAUAGCAGAGAUCUCUUCUCACAUAGCGGGAAAUGAUUAUCCUGGUAACUCUGGCGAAUUGACCCAAAUAAAUUUGGAUGGACUUAGAGCACAUCUGCAAUAUCUUCACAAUGAGAAGGUGAUCCUAUAUAUAUGCUUUGCCCGGCUGCAGAAAGUCAACUCUCAUCUCAGUGCUAUCCAUGAGUUGUCAGAGAUAAUGUCAUUUGAUUUCCCUGAGGCCUUGAUUAAAGUCCAUAAAAGCUUGACCGGGGUAUCAAAGAGCGUCUCUGAUGCUACUCUUGCUAGAUUGACAAAACUUGUAGAGUCCCAGAAGAAGGAGAAAUGUCGGAGGCUGCUUCAGUUACGGGGUUUGUUAAGAAACAUGCAUGAGCUGUGGGAGCUAAUGAAAACACCUGUGGAUGAGAGGAGAAGAUUUGACCGUUUGAGUAGUUUACUCUCUCAUGCAGCUGAUGAUGCCUUGGACAAAGGGUGCCUCGGUCUGGACAUUGUUCGGGAGGCUAAAGAUGAAGUGCAAAGACUGAAUGCCCUGAAGGAAAGCAUGGCCAUAGACAGGACACGGGUCUCUGAUCCGGCAGAGCAGCUACAGCCGGGAAAGCAAGUGAUCCUGCAAGGAGAACAACCAGUUAAUCCAGAUGCGCAGGGAGAAGGCUGCGAACAGAUAGAUGAGGCCAACGCCUGUGAGUUCGUGGGGUAUGCGGUUAGGAUGAUAGAAAGUUGGAAGGAACCAUAUCAGAACAGUGGUAAUGAAAGGUCUCUAAAAGUUCUUGAAGACUUCAAGAAGCUCUUUGCAAGCUUUUACUCUCUCCCAGAAAUAGAGGAACAUAUGUUAGCCACUUACGGUAGUGCAGCAGCUGCAGCUACGGUGAUACCAUACUUUGAGAACAUUGUAAAGUCUGCCGGUGGUCUAGAUAUUGGUGCUGAUGAGUAUAAGAGGUAUUCUCUAGAACGUUCUCGGCAAAGAAGAGAGUCAAGAGACAAGGAAGAAAAUGGACAGAGGAAAAGUGAAGAGGAAGAAAUUGGGAUAGAGGAAACUGGUUAUAGCGACAGUUGCUUUGCAGAUGCAGGUAUAACAAUGAAGAGAGAUAUAUGAAGAGCCAAGAUGGAGUUUGAUGGAAAACAAAAAGAAAGAAGAGAAAUUUCAAGUCUGUCUCCUGCAAGAUCUUGACACAAAAUUGUAAUGCAACCCAGAGUUUCCAUAUAUUACAAUAACAUUUGUCUCAAGAAACUUGUUACUAUAGUAAUAAAGCAGACACAUUGCAUAUUAAAAUGAAUUUGUGGCCUCA
Camelina sativa (false flax) is the source of this 2308-nucleotide messenger RNA. RefSeq names its product 65-kDa microtubule-associated protein 5. Lineage: Eukaryota; Viridiplantae; Streptophyta; Magnoliopsida; Brassicales; Brassicaceae. The record is from RefSeq and is a predicted model, not a curated record. Gene Ontology annotation, molecular function: microtubule binding. Gene Ontology annotation, biological process: microtubule cytoskeleton organization. Gene Ontology annotation, cellular component: spindle; cytoplasm.